AGGUUGGGAUGCAGUGCGCGACUGAAGGAUGUGUUAUCAGGCGGUGAGAAGCAACGCAUGGGAAUGGCAAGACUCUUCUACCAACAGCCUAAGUUUGCUCUGCUGGACGAAUGCACCAGUGCCGUGAGCAUCGACGUGGAAGGCAAGAUUUUCCAGCGGGCCAAGGAUGCGGGGAUCAUCAUGCUGACGAUCACGCACAGGCCUUCGCUCUGGAGUUCCACACCCACCUGCUCCAGUUUGACGGCGAGGGUGGCUGGCGCUUAGACGAGCUCAACAUCACCAAGCGUCUCUCCCUCAACGAGGAGAAGCAGAGGCUUGAGACGCAGCUGUCCGGCGUGCCGGGCAUGCAGGACCGUCUGGACGAACUCUGCGAGAUUCUCGGCGAGGACUCGGUCCACAGGACCCACAAGACCUCUGAGCGGUCCAUCGACUCGUCGGACGACCAGGAGGUGGACAUUCCGGGCACAGAAAGUGACCAAUAAGAGUGGAGGCAACCAGUCAAAAGGGAGUGUGUAAGUGAGUUUGUUUCUGCAGUAGAAACGUUGAAAAAUACGUCACACAAUAGGGUCCCCAAUUCCCGAAGGUCCCCAAUUUGGCGAUUUGUACAAAACAUAUGGGAGGUCUUCCUAAAAAGUUAAAUUACAAGCAAAAGAGGGACAAUAGGGGGUCCCCAAUUGCAGGCAAAUACACACUUGCGUGUUGUUGUAUAAAAAUAGCAUUUUCUGGUUGUUUUUGUCAGGCCGAACAAAAAGUUGUUGUGUUGCCCUCACCAGACGGACCUAAAACCUGGAAAUCCAUAGGCGUUUUUUUAAUUUUUAUUGAAACAAAUUAAAUGAACUUUUUUAACCUUGCCGUUACUUGUUCUUUGUAAAGCCAUUAUUUUGCAUUUCUUACAUAAGUAAUUUUGCAAAACGUACAUAAGUAAAUGGUAGUACAGUUUGAAUUUACCAUAUUUUGUACGUGCAACCGUUGGGUAGGAAACAGGCCGAGUCCUGGGGCAUGUGUGUGAUGCACUGCAUACCGUCGUACACUUGUGUACAUGCACUGUACAUUGUAUUGCAUGCAUACUAUAUGUACAUGUACGCAGCAUAGUUGGGGCGUGCAGUUCAUUAUAGCCUGAGCAUUUUUGUGUACGUUGGUAGUGGGGAACUGGUAAUCGAAUGGAAUUAUUGACAAAAUAUUGGUCAUAAGCUUCGAGAAAAUGGGACAUGUUGACUGGAAAAUUAAACAAAUUAAACUGUUUAAAGGGAAGAUACAACAUUUGCAAACAUCAAAAAACG
Molecule: messenger RNA, 1280 nt
Organism: Patiria miniata (bat star)
Lineage: Eukaryota; Metazoa; Echinodermata; Asteroidea; Valvatida; Asterinidae
Product: ATP-binding cassette sub-family D member 2-like
Exons: 3
Coding region: 111-482 (123 amino acids)
Source: RefSeq, a predicted model, not a curated record